AUGGACGAUGCUGGUGAGGAUCCCACUAGAUUCACUGCCCACUCUCUGCCCAGCGACCCCCGCCUCUGGGUCCCCGUGACCAGCGCAGACCUGGGCACACGUGUGUACUGUGAUGUGAUGCAUGUGAGUGGUGUGUACAACGGGGCUAGGGGGGACACACACAGAGCCAUUCUGCCGUGUCCACUCAAUGUCUGGCUGGAGGCCCCUGGAGAGCCAGGAGAGCAGCUGACCGAGGCCUUCACUCUGGACACCAACACAGGCUCCUUUGUGCGCAUCCUGGAGUCCCCCAGCUUCCAGGCCUCCCAGCGCAUCUAUGCCCACCGCACACUGCCCCGUGUCCUGGUCUUCAGCGUGUCUAUUGCCCGCAAGGUCACUGGGACUGGACUCAUCACAGUGCAGCUUCGGGAAGCCUUGUCCCUAGAAAGCCCAGACCUGGCCCUGCACCAGGGUCCGGACUUCCAGGGAGCGCGGUAUCUGUACGGCCACACGCUCACCCCAGAGCAGCCUGGGGGGCACCUGCAGGAGGUCCACUUGCUGUGGACACCCGCGCCCGCCGCCCUGACCCUUGAGGAAGGCGAAGAUGAAGCGGCCUGGGAGUUCCUGACUGUAGUGGGGGGCAGCCAGGCGGAGGCCCGGUCCUGCCUCCAGGAGGCGCUGCGGCUGCGGGAAGGGGGCGCGCUGUUCCCUACCCACGCCCAGGCCUGGGCAGGGCUGUGGGAGGGCUGCGGCCUGGACGUGGCGGGGCCGCUGAGGCUGCGCCAGGCUCUGCGCGGCGCCCUUUAUUACCUGCUCAGUGCACUGCCCCAACCUGGGACACCAGAGUACGUCUGCCACGGCCUCAGCCCCGGCGGCCUCUCCAACGGCAGCCGUGACGAAUGCUACUGGGGCCACGUCUUCUGGGACCAGGACCUCUGGAUGUUCCCGAAUGUCCUGAUGUUCCACCCAGAGGCUGCCAGGGCCAUCUUGGAGUACCGCAUCCGCACAUUGGGUGGGGCCCUGGAGAAUGCCCACAACCUGGGCUACCAGGGGGCCAAGUUCGCUUGGGAGAGUGCUGGCUCUGGACGGGAGGUCUGUCCUGAGGACAUCUAUGGGGUCCAGGAGCUGCACAUCAAUGGGGCCGUGAUGCUGGCCUUUGAGCUCUAUUACUAUACCACCCAGGAUGUGCAGCUCUUCCGAGAGGCUGGGGGCUGGGACCUGGUCCACGCUGUCGCUGAGUUCUGGUGCAGCCGCGUGGAGUGGAGUCCUGAGGAAGAGAUGUACCACCUGACGGGAGUCAUGCCCCCUGACGAGUUCCACUCGGGGGUCAGCAACUCCGUGUACACCAACGUCCUGGUCCAGAACAGCCUGCACUUUGCUGCUGCUCUGGCCAAGGACCUGGGUCUACCUGUCCCUGACCAGUGGCUGGUGGUAGCUGACAAGAUCAAGGUGCCCUUUGACCCAGAGGGGAACUUCCACCCUGAGUUUGAGGGGUACCAGCUUGGAGAGGAGGUGAAGCAAGCGGAUGUUGUGCUCCUGGGGUUCCCCAUCCCCUUCUCCCUGAGCCCCAGUGUUCGGAGGAGAAACCUGGAGGUGUAUGAGGCCGUGACGUCCCCUCAGGGCCCUGCUAUGACCUGGAGCAUGUUUGCAGUGGGAUGGAUGGAGCUGAAGGACCCGGAGCGGGUACAGGACCUCCUCGACAGGAACUUCGCCAACAUCACUGAGCCCUUCAAGGUGUGGACAGAGAAUGCUGACGGGUCAGGUGCCGUGAACUUCCUAACAGGCAUGGGAGGCUUCCUGCAGGCUGCCCUCUUUGGGUUCACAGGAUUCCGGAUCACCAGAGCGGGUAUAACCUUUGACCCCAUGUGUUCAGCGGAGGUCUCUGGCGUUUUCAUCUCUGGCUUCUCCUACCAGGGGAGCAAGCUCAACUUCUCCUUCUCCAAGGACGUUGUGACGAUUGAGGUCACAGCCCGUGUCAGGCCCUGGGCGCCCCCGCUGGAGGUAGAGCUCAGGCCGGCACAGACUCGACUCCCCCUGCCCCCAGGUCACAAGGUCUCCUUCCCUCAGUCUGCCGGCAGGAUACAAAGGUCCAUCCUGUAG
Chrysochloris asiatica (Cape golden mole) is the source of this 2076-nucleotide messenger RNA. It is a transcript of the gene PGGHG, whose product is annotated as ATH1, acid trehalase-like 1 (yeast). Gene Ontology annotation, molecular function: catalytic activity. The record is from RefSeq and is a predicted model, not a curated record. Lineage: Eukaryota; Metazoa; Chordata; Mammalia; Afrosoricida; Chrysochloridae. Gene Ontology annotation, biological process: carbohydrate metabolic process. The coding region runs from base 1 to 2076 and encodes 691 amino acids. The transcript has 13 exons.